AUGACCCCCUCUACUCUGGAGCGUGAGGAUCUCAAACGCGACGCAGAGUUCAACAAGGCCCUGCAUGGCAAAUCGGCUAAGGCUCGUGGAGGAUUGUCAGCUAUGCGUGGCAAGGAUGCUGCUGCUCAGAAGGCUGCCGUCGACGAAUACUUCAAACACUGGGACAACAAAGAGCAUGUGAAUGAGACGGAUGCAGAUCGCGAGGCUCGGAGAUCCGAAUAUGCGACCCUUACCCGGCACUACUACAACCUAGUGACCGAUUUCUACGAGUACGGUUGGGGCGCCUCGUUCCAUUUCUGUCGAUUCGCACACGGCGAGCCAUUCCUGCAAGCCAUCGCCCGCCAUGAGCACUAUCUCGCCAAAGAGAUCGGGAUCCAAAAAGACAUGAAAGUCCUGGACGUGGGAUGUGGUGUUGGAGGACCUGCUCGCGAGAUUGCCAAAUUUACCGGAGCCCAUAUCACCGGCCUGAACAACAACGAUUAUCAAAUUGAUCGGGCAAUCCAUUACGCCGAGAGCCAGGGACUUGCAGACAAUCUGGCCUUUGUGAAGAGUGAUUUCAUGCAAAUGAAGUUCCCCGACAACACAUUCGACGUUGUGUAUGCUAUCGAGGCAACCGUACACGCUCCCGAGCUGGUGGACGUGUAUAGAGAAAUCUACCGCGUUCUCAAGCCAGGUGGUACUUUCGGUGUCUAUGAAUGGCUUAUGACAGAUGACUACGACAACGAUAACCUGGAACACCGCCGUAUUCGUCUAGGCAUUGAGCAAGGCGAUGGAAUUUCCAACAUGGUUACUGUCUCCGAAGGUCUUCAGGCGUUCCAAGAUGCAGGCUUCCAAAUGGUUCACCAUGAGGAUCUCGCUACCCGCCCAGAUGCCACACCCUGGUACUAUCCUAUUGCUGGAUCUUUCAAACACAUGGGCUCGGCUUGGGACUUGUUCACCAUCGCUCGCAUGACCUGGUGGGGGCGUGGUCUUGCUCAUCGCAUGUUCGGUCUCGGUGAGACCGUUGGCGUCCUGCCUAAGGGGUCCCAGAAAACUGCUGAUAGUAUGGCCCUCGCUGCUGACUGCUUGGUUAAAGGUGGCCAGCAGAAAUUGUUUACCCCCAUGUAUCUGAUGGUUGGCAAGAAGCCUGAAUGA
This is a messenger RNA of Penicillium olsonii, 1134 nucleotides long. NCBI's taxonomy places the organism in Eukaryota, Fungi, Ascomycota, Eurotiomycetes, Eurotiales, Aspergillaceae. The record is from the annotation of a GenBank genome assembly.